Messenger RNA from Zonotrichia leucophrys gambelii, 2140 nucleotides. It is a transcript of the gene FBXO39, whose product is annotated as F-box protein 39. Bases 466 to 1785 code for a protein of 439 amino acids. Gene Ontology annotation, molecular function: protein binding. The transcript is spliced from 4 exons. Lineage: Eukaryota; Metazoa; Chordata; Aves; Passeriformes; Passerellidae. The record is from RefSeq and is a predicted model, not a curated record.
AUUGGCGCCGCCGCCGCCGCCGCCCGCCGCAAUUGGCUGGGCCCCGCGCGGGGCUGCCGUUACUCGGCCGGGCGCGCGCGGCGCAGCCGGCGGUGAGGGAGCGGCCUGCGCCGGCUGAGGGGAAUGUCCGGGCCCAGCGGCACAACUGCAGGGGCUGCGCUGCGCCCCCGCCCGCCCGCGGCUCUGGCGCCUUCGCGGACCUCGGCCCAGAGAUCCGCGUCAGCAGGACUAGUAAAAGGACUCAGGCUGGGUUGCCCACUUGGGUAUCCAAGCCACAGCUCCUGUUGCUUCUGGUAAGACUAAACUUUAGACUCAAGGGCUUGUUUGACAGCUGGAGUACAGAGGUUGUUGGUUUUGAUUGUGAAGAAACAAACUUUCAUCCAUUUGUUUAGAAGCCUAUUAUGUUGGCACCCACAGCUUUCUGCAUGUUGGUUUGAUUUAAGACCCAGAAGAGAAGUCCUCUCAAUGGAAGAUGACAGUGAACCCGAGCAAAGCUCCUGGGCCUAUCUACCUGAUGUCUGUCUGAGGCAUGUCUUCCAUUGGUUAGAUGACAGAGACAGAUCUCGGGCUGCCUUGGUCUGUAAAAAAUGGAGUUGUGCCAUGCACUCUGGAUCUCUCUGGAGAUGCAGAACCAUCACUUUUUAUGGCCAACCAUCAAGGGCACGCACACUGGAGUUUCAAAGUGCACUGUGGUAUACCAAGAAAUUUGGCAAGUAUUUGAAGCACCUUGAGAUCAAGUUAUCGAAUCCUUACAAUACUCCCUUUAUCAAAAAAUUUCAAGUGAUUAUGAGAGGUCUUCUUUCACACCUGGGUAAGUGUAAUAGUCACCUAGUAUCCCUGAGCAUCAAGUACCUAGAAUUGGACUGCUUGAUCUGGAGAAAUGUGGUUAGGGCUCAGUUUAUCAAGAAUUUAGCUGCCUUCCUGAAAAGAAUGAGCAAUCAACUUGAUUAUCUUAACUUAAAAGGAGCAAGAAUAACUUUGGAAGAAGGCUGUGAGCUUCUGAAUUCUCUAAGCAGUUUGACAAAUAGAAGCUUUAUAUCUGAAAUCAAUAUUGAGGAUUUCUUCAGUCUUCACCUUUCUGUCUACAGCAGUGCCUUGUUCCACCAAACUAUGUCUAAGUUCCACAGGCUGACCAUCCUGACUUUCAAUUACAACUGCAUGUCUGAUGAACUGCUGGACAUCCUGCGGGAGCGCAGCUCUCAUUCGCUGUGCACCUUGAAUAUCAAGUGUCAUAUCCAUGACCCUCAUGGGCAAGUGGUCUCAGGAAUGUCAUGGGCAAACUUGGCCAGGAGAGCCCCAAAACUGAAUGUGAACUUCUUCUUUGAAAGAGUCAUGAAGCAUGAUCACCUAGCUAGGAUCCUGCUAGAGGAGAUCCCAGUUAGGAGCAUCAGCCUACGGAGCUGUUAUUUUAGUGACCCAGACUGGACUAUGAGACCUACUCUCACCAACCUUCUCCCAGCUUACUGGCAUGGUCUGCAGAAAUUAACACUUGAAUUAAACAAUGACCAUGAGUUGCUGGACAAUGAGCUGCUACAGCUUGUUUUAUCAUGCAAGAGGUUGUUAUUUCUGAAAGUCUGGGCAUUUCUAAGUGUCAGCUUUAUGGAGAGGCUGCUACAAAACCGUGCAGAAAGGAAAUGCAUUUUGACUACCAUAAAGGUCAGGAUUUAUACAGCCCAAGAUGACAGCACUGAGGAGGAGCGGCUGCUGGCUGAUAUUUACAGGAAAUUCAAGUACCUGAUUGACUCAGAACUUAAUUAUUUUGUCAUCACCUACCCAAUGGUAUAAACUACAGGAAGAGAACACCCAGUGACAUCUGCAUUAAUGGAUCCUUUGGAGUGCUUUAGUAAGGGAUUUGAAUUUUGACAUCAGUGCUUCUAAAAGGGAGUUAUCAUUCCAGCAAGUGAGAAGCAAGGGACAAUUUUAAACUCCAUGCAUUAAAAUGUUGGACUUGGGAACUGGACUCUUUUGUCUCCAGCAUUAUUUAUUCUUUCCCUUGCUUUGGUUUUCCUUGCCAGAACCACAGGAAGCAGUGAUCCCUUUUCCACCCUUACAGGCAUCUCUGAUAAAAAUAAGACCCUCCUCUUUUUUCAGCACUUCUCAUUGCAGAGCUUCAAACAUUUACCACUGAAGCCCACCUCAA